Molecule: messenger RNA, 387 nt
Organism: Prunus mume (Japanese apricot)
Lineage: Eukaryota; Viridiplantae; Streptophyta; Magnoliopsida; Rosales; Rosaceae
Source: RefSeq, a predicted model, not a curated record
AUGGAGGAGCUGUGGCAGACGGUGCUUGCUUAUUGCAAGGAUGCUCCACAACACAUAAAGUGGUCGGUGGAUGAGUGUUUCGUAGAGAUGGACGUGGAUGGGAAUGACCGAGUGAACCGGCAAGAGUUCUUGGCAUACAUGGAGAUUCAUGAAGACUGCAAGCAUAUGAGUACUUGCAGCUUCUUCAAUGAGUUCAAGAAGGAAGAAAAGGAAGGGUUAGAUUUCAUGGACAUGGUGAUUCUCGUCUACAUAAUUUACAGUGGAAAACCAUUCUGCAAUGGGCACUGUGGAAGCUUUAUAAAGGGAACGUAUUUCACUUGUGUCAAGUGCUUUGAUGGCCAUGAGCAUGGCCAAUGUAGCGUCCCAAACAAUACCUUCAACGUUUGA